CAGACUCUUAAAUCAACCUGUGAUCGAGUUCACAGCUGACUGUAUUUGGCUCUUUGUUUAAGGGAUUUAUUCUAGUUUUGGUGCUGUUUUAGAAGUUUUUAGAGAUGUUUAAUAUGUUGGUUUCGGUUUUGCUGACUUUAACAAUGUCUUCGUGCAUGUUUGCUUUCACGAAUUCAUAAUCGCACUAAAUGAUUUAAUUAAGAUUUAAUCGCGAUCCGAUUUCGAUUAAUUGUGUUGCCGUAUUUUAAAUGGUACCACAGUCGCAGCUUUUGUACAUUUUUUUUCCCCCUGACAGUGCAUAAAUUGCAACACCUAUCAUAUAAAUCAUUAACUUUACAGUAAGUCGCACCCUACAGAAAAACCUUUUUCGCAAGAAUGUAAUCAGGAGGUUAUAUAAGCCCUCCCGUAAGGAGGAAAUGAACUGCCGAGUUGCAGUGUGUAUCGUCUCUCUGUCUGUGUGUUCAUUUACAGUGAAAUGGCAGAAACUAAUAUAUCAGUGGAUCAGGACCAGUUCAUUUGUCCAGUGUGUCUGGAUCUGCUGCAGGAUCCAGUGACGAUUCCCUGUGGACACAAUUGCUGUAAGAAAUGCAUCACAGAUGUCUGGGAUCAGGACGAUCAGAAGGGAAUCUACAGAUGUCCUUUAUGCAAACAGUCCUUCACACCAAGACCUGUUUUAGGUAAGAACAUGGUGGUUGCUGAAAUGGUGGAGAAGCUUAAGAAGACGAGGUUCCAAUCUGCUCCUGUUCCUGCUACUCCUGCUGCUCCUGCAGUUCAUCACACUGGAUCUGGAGAUGUUCAGUGUGACUCCUGCUCUGGAAUUAAACAGAAAGCAGUGAAAUCGUGUCUGGACUGUCGAAGCUCUUACUGUCAAAAUCAUCUUAAACAGCAUGAGAAUCUCUUCAGAGGUAGAAAACACGAUCUGAUGGACGCCACUGGACGACUGCAGGAGAUGAUCUGCCCUCGUCAUAAUAAAAUGGUGGAAAUUUACUGCCAUACCGACCAGCAGUGUUUAUGUAUGCUGUGUUUGGUGGAUGAACACAAAAAUCAUGACACUGUAUCAAUUGCAGCAGCAAGGACAGAGAAACAGAAACAUUUGGGGGAGACACAGAUAAAACUUAACCAGAAAAUCCAGAAGAAAGAGGAAGAUAUUCAGGAGCUGAGGGAAGCUGUGGCAUCUCAUAAGCGUUCUGCACAGACAGCAGUGGAGGACAGUGAGAGGAUCUUCACUGAACUCAUCCGCUCCAUUGAGAAACGUCGCUCUGAGGUGAAGCAGCUCAUCAGAGAUCAGGAAAGAGCUGCUGUGAGUCGAGCUGAAAUGAAACUGCAGCGACUGGAGAAGGAGAUCCAUGAUCUGAGGAGGAGAGACGCUGAGCUGAAGCAGCUUUCAGAAACACAGGAUCAUGUUCAUUUCCUCCAGAGUUUGUCGUCUGCUUCUGUCUCUCUCUCUGGAGCUACUGAUGCCUACACUGUCAGUCCUCAUCUGACAUUCAAUGAUGUGGUGAAAUCUGUCUCUCAACUCAGAGACAAACUGCAGGAUUUCUGCAAAGAGGAGACAGAAAAGAUAAUUGAAACAGUGAAAACCAUCCAGGUCAUUAUUGCUCCUGAAUAUGAGACCAGGGAGGAGUUUCUACAAUAUUUUCAUCCAUUCACGUUGGAUUCAAACACAAUAUAUUCAAGUCUCUGUCUGUCUGAGGACAACACAGUGAUCACUUCCACCAGCUGUAAUUACAGAUAUCCCAAUCAUCCAGAAAGAUUUGACUAUUGGAUAGAGGCACUGUGUCGGGAGAGUGUCAGUGGACGCUGUUACUGGGAGGUGGAGUAUGGCGGGAAUGAGGGUGUCCAUAUAGCAGUGGCUUAUAAGAGCAUCAAGAGGAAGGGAAAGAGUGGUGAUAGUCGAUUUGGAUAUAAUGAUCAGUCCUGGAGAUUGUACUGCUGUAACUCCAGUUGCUCAUUUAGACACAAUACCAUACGGACUGUACUCCCUGUAGUGUCCAGUCGUAAAAUAGGAGUGUAUGUGGAUCACGGUGCAGGAACUUUGUCGUUUUUGAGUGUCUCAGACACAAUAAGUCUCAUCCACAGAGUCCAGACCACAUUCACUCAGCCGCUCUAUCCUGGGAUUGGAUUGCAAAAUAACACAACAGUGAAACUGUGUCGUCUAAAUAUGUAAAUAAUUGUCAUAUCACAUCUAAGCAUUGUGACACAGAAACAUUAUAUAUGUUGCUUAUUUUCUAAUUACUUAACAGCUAAUAUCUCAGGUGUGUUAAUGGUUUUAACAAACUAAUCAAAAAAUGUUUGUAAUGUAUGAGGAGAAACUGAUAAUAAAAACUGUGAUUUAUGUCUUUUGUUGGAAUUUGUUGAAACUUUUGGUGAAUGACUGUCUAAAGUAACUUUCAAAUCUGAUUCUCAUGUUGUUAAAGAUUUUUUUUUUUUAAGACUGUUGUUGUUGUUUAUAUUUUGUGUGCUGUUUAGUGGACUUUUAUUCAUAAUUUGCUUUGGUUUUAUAUCUGAGUAUAUCAUAUCCUAGU
Molecule: messenger RNA, 2525 nt
Organism: Onychostoma macrolepis
Lineage: Eukaryota; Metazoa; Chordata; Actinopteri; Cypriniformes; Cyprinidae
Product: E3 ubiquitin/ISG15 ligase TRIM25-like
Exons: 6
Coding region: 476-2167 (563 amino acids)
Molecular function (GO): zinc ion binding; protein binding
Source: RefSeq, a predicted model, not a curated record